Diabrotica virgifera virgifera (western corn rootworm) is the source of this 5254-nucleotide messenger RNA. Its product is annotated as zinc finger protein 665-like. The transcript is spliced from 3 exons. Lineage: Eukaryota; Metazoa; Arthropoda; Insecta; Coleoptera; Chrysomelidae. The record is from RefSeq and is a predicted model, not a curated record. The coding region runs from base 139 to 1878 and encodes 579 amino acids. Gene Ontology annotation, biological process: regulation of immune system process; regulation of cytokine production; negative regulation of transcription by RNA polymerase II.
ACAAAUAUUUUUUCCCUCCAUUCAUCAUUGGUUUAUUUAGUUUAUUUUAUUCAUUAGUCCUGUGAUAAGUUUCAAAUAUGUAAAUGUAUUAUUACGCUAGUUAAUACUCAAGUGAAUAUAGUAUAAUUUUAAUUCAAUAUGGAAUGUAAUGAAAAUAAGGACUCUACAAACCAAGAAAUAUUAACACAUAUUAAAGGUGAAGGAGAUUCUCUACAGAAAUAUAACAGUAAAGAAGUUAAAUCAGAACCAGAUAAUAGCAGUUAUGGACAGGAAUCGGUAUUAGAUGAGUAUUGUUCAAAUUCAGAGGAUGUUAAAAUAGAAAACCAUGUAUUAGAAGAUGUAUCUAAUGAAAUUAAGGUUAAAAUAAAAAACGAACCAGAGGAGUGUAGCAAUGGCGGUCUACAGGAUAUUACAGUGAAAGUUACCAAACCAUCCAGUGCUCCCAAAGUACAUUUGAAAACAGGUACUGGUGAAACAUCACAUAAAUGUGAAAUUUAUAGUAAGCUGUUUACUACUAAAGGCGGUCCACGGGAUAUUACAGUGAAAGUUACCAAACCAUCCAGUGCUGCCAAAGUACAUUUGAAAACAUGUACCGUUGAAAAACCAUAUAUAUGUGAAAUUUGUAGUAAGCUGUUUACUCUAAAAGGUAAUUUAAAUACGCAUAAACUAGUUCACCUCAGUGAAAAACCUUAUAAAUGUGAAAUUUGUAGUAAGCAGUAUACUCAACUAAGUAGCUUAAAGGAUCAUAUGACAGUUCACACUGGUGAAAGACCUUAUAAAUGUGAAAUUUGUAGUAAGCUGUUUACUCUAAAAGGUAAUUUAAAUACGCAUAAACUAGUUCACCUCAGUGAAAAACCUUAUAAAUGUGAAAUUUGUAGUAAGCAGUAUACUCAACUAAGUAGCUUAAAGGAUCAUAUGACAGUUCACACUGGUGAAAGACCUUAUAAAUGUGAAAUUUGUAGUAAGCAAUUUACUCAAAUUACUAAUUUAAAUACUCAUGUCAAAUGUCACAGUGGUAAAAAACCUUAUAAAUGUGAAAUUUGUAGUAAGCAGUUUACUCAACUAAGUAGUUUAAAGGAUCAUAUGAGAAUUCACACUGGUGAAAAACCUUAUAAAUGUGAAAUUUGUAGUAAGCAGUUUUCCCAAAGAAGUACUUUAAUUUAUCACAUGAGAGUUCACACUGGUGAAAAACCAUAUGAAUGUGAAAUUUGUAGUAAGCAGUUUACUGCAAAAUCUAGUUUAAAUGAUCAUAUGAGAAUUCACAGUGGUGAAAAACCUUAUAAAUGUGAAAUUUGUAGUAAGCAGUUUAAUCUAAUUAGUAAUUUAAAUGCUCAUAAAAGACUUCACACUAGUGAAAGACCUUAUAAAUGUGAAAUUUGUAGUAAGCAGUUUAAGCAACUAAAUGGUUUAAAUUAUCAUAUGAUACGUCACACUGGUGAAAAACCUUAUGAAUGUGAAAUUUGUAAUAAGCGGUUUGCUACAAAACAUUAUUUAAAGCUCCAUAUGAGACUUCACACUAGUGAAAAACCUUAUAAAUGUGAAAUUUGUGAUAAGUUGUUUACUCAACUCAGUCAUUUAAAGCAGCAUAUGAUAGUUCACACUGGUGAAAGACCUUAUAAAUGUGAAAUUUGUAGUAAGAAAUUUUCCCAAAAAGGUACUUUAAAAUAUCACAUGCGAGUUCACACUGGUGAAAAACCUUAUGAAUGUGAAAUUUGUAAUAAGCUGUUUAUUCAACUAAUUAAUUUAAAGAGUCAUAUGCAAGUUCACACUGGCGAAAGACCAUAUAAAUGUGAAAUUUGUAAUAAUCUGUUUACUACAAAAGGUAGUUUAAAUAAUCAUAUUAUCAGAAUUCACACUCGUGAAAAACCUUAUAAAUGAUGUGAAAUUUGUAAUAAACUGUUUACUCAACUAAGUAAUGUAAAGCGUGAUAUGAAAUUUCACACUGGUGAUUAUAAAGGCGCAUUCUCACGGUUCGAUUUUGUAGUUGAUUAACUUUAGUGGAUCAACUAAAAUCGGUCAAGUUUUUGUUCACACAUUUCAAAGAAAAUUGAAGCAAUUAGUUUUAAUAGAUUAUCCUCGACACCUAAUGGUAAAAGAUGCAAUCGGUUAUGUAUGUAUGUAGUUUUAAUAAAAUGGCGGUAAGUGUAGUUCUACGCAAAAGUGUAAAUAUUAUUAGUAGUUUACCAAUUCGGCAACUCACGAAAAUUAUGUUAAGAAGGAAUAAAGAACAUAAAAACGUCGUUUCUGGAUACGAAAUUGGAUUUAAAGAAGAAAUGCAUGUAAUGUUUCAGAAACUCUGCUAAAAGAACUUGCUUUGGAAGAUAGAGGAUAUAAAAAUCUGAACAUAACACUCUCUGACCACUUUAAACUCAUUUUGUUGAUUUGAAGGAUAACUUUUUACACAGGCUGACGAGAUAAUAGUGGUUCAAGUCGACAGUCGACCAACAAAUGUUCAUACGCUUCAAAAGUAAUUAAACUUGUCUGAAAAAUGUCAAGUUGAACGAUAAAGUUUGACUCAAACAAACUUUUGUUGAAUCGACAAAAGUUGACUGAUUAAAAUUGAAACAUAUGUUCUCACAGCUACUAUUAUUCGAUUUCAGUUGUUCCACUAAAGUUGAUCAACUAAAAUCGAACCGUGAGAAUGCGCCCUAACUAAAAUUUGCUUCAAACAUUUUUUAUGCACUGGUGAGAGACCUUACAACUGUGAAAUUUACUUCAAACAGUUUACUCACAAAGGUUCUGUAAAAAUCUUAUUAUAAAUGUAAGCUUGUAAAUAUUGAACCUUAGAUUUUAAGUUCCUUGUAUAGAUUUGUUUUUAUUUUAAUUAUCAGUAUGAACACGAAACGAUAGUCUAAGAGCUGGGAGCGGAUUUUGUGCGUGAUAAGUAAUAUGGAAAAACUAUACGGGGAUAUGUUGAAUUAGUUGUGUACAUAACUUUUCCCAACACGGCCGGAAACCAAAGUGGAGAGUGGAGGACGAGGGUAGUUAUAAGGGGUCAAAGUCGCGGUUUUUAUUAUUUUUGAAGUUAUACUUUUUAGGCGCGAUUGAAGGUGAAAUUUUAUUAAUCUGCGCUCAUGCGCACACAGACAGUAUCGAGUUCGUUACUAAAUGUUUUAAUUUAUGUAUGUAUAAGUCCAGAAAAGGUGUGGAAAGGAUAUAUUAGUGUUUUUAAAAAUAUUUUUCUAUAAACUUGUUAAAAAUGCAAUUUAUAGCACUCCAUAGGAGCGUUAAAAAUGCUACUUUAAAGCACCAGUGCUUUAAAUAUUUUAAGACACUGCAGUUACAGUUGAGUCCGCGAGUCUUUACCCGUGCGUCAUCAUUUAAAACAUACGAAAUAAGUCAAAAAUUUACUAAACGCAACGGCAAGUGGAUAUUAUUCCGAUCACGGGUUAUAGGAUAAAAUUUGACGUUAUCAAAUAAAUAGAAAGUCAAAUUAAGUUUUGCUUUAAAAUGUUGGUGCAUAAUUACAGCUACAUUUGAAGUAGCUUAAUAAAUUAUUUUAUUAUCAUUGAUUAAUAAAUAAAUAAACAAUUUAUAAAAGAAUUCAAUAACAUAUUUUCUUUUUGUUAUUUUAUUCACUUUGGCGGAACCUUAAACACAAGCAUUCAACUGUGUCAACAAUGAGGUUAGCUUUGUACGUUGUCAAAAUUUAUCGUAAAAUAACAUAAACUUAUUACAAAAUUUGUAACUCCAAUAUAAAAUUAGUUGUGAAAACAACUGUUUGUAUACUAUAAAAAACUUCAAAAUGCAAAAAAUUCGACAAAAACCGCAAAAAAUUCAACUGACUGACAGCCACAAAAGUAAACAAAGCAGAAACGUCAAAAAAAAUUGUGCUUAAAAUAUGAAAACAUACCGAAUCGUCUUUUUCUGUACCUAUCUCUUUUCAAUGCACUGAGUCUAGAUGGUUCAUAAAAAUAACAUGUGUUUUUACUUAAUAACAAACGGCAGCUGGUUUGUCAUUAAUUUCAUACAUGGAAGAGAAUGAUGCUAAAUAAAAAGUAUGUGUUUUAUCUCGCCAGGUAUUAAUGACGCACCGGUAAAGACUCGCGGACUCAACUAUAAAAGUGAAUUGUCAAAUUGUGAAACGUCAAAAUAUUUAUAUUUCAUUUAUUAACAUUAAUAUUAAUAUUGUCCUUUUCAUGAGCAUUUUUCAGUGCCUAACAAAUGAUAGGAAAAAGGGUAAGUCCGUGAUAAUACACAUUUAUGACAUUUAUUCUAACAUGACAUUUUAGUUAAAUCUGACAGUUGUCACAUUUUAUUUUCAAUUUGGAAUAAAAACAAAUCAAAUGUGUUUCUUGCAUUUAUAAAAUGGUAUUUUCUGUGAUUUGUAUAGUCUUAUAAAUUAUACAGAUUAUAUUUGUAAUAUUAUUAUCUAAUUAAAAAAAAAUAUUUUUUUUAUUAUGGCGCCAUAUAUCGACAACUAGAAUAAUCACCGAACUAGAAUAAUUACCAAAGUAAUCACCGACGUGCCUUUUUUUCUGUCAUAUACAAUUUAAUGCGUUAGAAAGAAAUCGAAAAACUGUGACGCACUGAAAGAUGAUCAUGAGAAAAAGAAUACCUAAUACAACUUACGCAUUUUAAAAAAGGUGGUUUAAAAGGUUUUUUAAAUUUAAUUUAAACUGUAUUAUUACAUUUUUAACACAUUUGUAGAAAAAAACUAUUAAAAUUUGUUAGAAUAUACAAAAAUAAAAGUAGAUGUUAUUCUAUAGUUAUUAUGAUUUACGCAUUGGUAGUAUAGGCAGUUUUGAUGUAAUGUCAAGAAAAAUAUAAAAAUGGAAUGUCAGUCAAGUUCAAGUAAAAGUUUUUUGUAUGUAUUGUCCUGUAAUUGAGAAUGAAUAAAUUAUAAUUGUUAAAAAGUACAUUUUUAAGGCACUCAUGUGAAUUGCAGAAUGAGCGAAGCGAAUCUUUCAGAUACGUGCCUUGGAAUUGUGCUUUUAACAUUUAUAUCAUAAAUAACUAUUAUUAUAAUUUUUGUGUAUUUGGACUUGUCUACCUCGGGAAUAAGAUAAUAAGUAAUAUUUAAAGUAUUUUAUAAUUCACUUCGUAUGUUUGUCACUAUGUCUGAGAAAUCUUGUAGCCCGUAUAAACAAAAGGGUAUAGCUCAGUGGUAGAGCGUUGGGCUGGAGAUCAAGAGGUCCCUGGUUCAAAUCCUGGUGUGUUCUAAUCUUUUUUUAAUUUUUGGUAUUGUUUUAAUAAAAAUUUUUGGAAAGUAGUAAGUAAAAAUUAAUUUAAUCUUUAAAUAAAUACAAAUAAA